Scutellospora calospora is the source of this 591-nucleotide messenger RNA. Lineage: Eukaryota; Fungi; Glomeromycota; Glomeromycetes; Diversisporales; Gigasporaceae. The record is from the annotation of a GenBank genome assembly.
AUGAUUUAUGACUUAGCAAGUGAAGCACCAUUGAAUAAUGAUCUUUUCUUGAAUGAAGAUACCGUGUUUGAAUUGGAUAAAGAAAUGCAACCUAUAAACUUCAAUAAUGAUGAAAUUAUUAGUAAUAUUACUAAACAAAGUAUCUCAAUUAAAAACUCAUUAGACAUGACAGCGACCUUGCUAGACCCUCGUUACAAAAGUUUAGAUUUCCUUAGUGAUGAUUCUGAAAAACAACUUACUAUUCAAAAACUUUAUGAUGAAUUUAGUAAAAUAGAAAAUUCAGUAUCUAAACUUUCAAUUAAUCUAACACUAUCUAACACAGAAUCUUCAAUAUAUUUAUAUAAAGCAUAUCUUCAACAACGUCAAAUAAAAAGAAAAAAAAAAGACAACUUAUAUCUUGUAAUACCAGCAAUGUCAGUAUCAAGUGAAAGAUUAUUUUCAGAUGCUAGCAAUCUUAUUGGCCCUAAAAGAAUAAAUUUAGAUUCAAGUUUAGUAAGUCAAAUUCUAUUUUUAAAAAGAAAUCUGGGUAAAAUAGAUGUUUUUGAACUAGAAUGGAAUGAGAACAACAUAGAUCAUAGUAAAAAGGAUUGA